Molecule: messenger RNA, 1370 nt
Organism: Radiomyces spectabilis
Lineage: Eukaryota; Fungi; Mucoromycota; Mucoromycetes; Mucorales; Radiomycetaceae
Exons: 1
Coding region: 477-1178 (233 amino acids)
Biological process (GO): regulation of transcription by RNA polymerase II; DNA-templated transcription
Molecular function (GO): DNA-binding transcription factor activity, RNA polymerase II-specific; RNA polymerase II cis-regulatory region sequence-specific DNA binding
Source: RefSeq, a predicted model, not a curated record
CUUUUUACCGUUUUCUUUCCAUCCUACUGCGAUUGUAACCAUGGUUUUCUAAAUCUAUUGUCUGUUUUUUUCUUAUUCCAUCGUCCUCGUUCGCUUAGUUACCAGUUGUCUAUCGCGUAUAAUUUUUUUUUUCAAUUCUCGGUAGUCGAAACUGAUCGUUAUCGUUAAAUAACUCUUAAAUCUUUCAAUGCCCUCCUCAUUUGGAUUUGUCUCUCGUAAGCACCUCUGCUUUACCUUUACACCAUCUCAGCCUUUCUUCUCUUACUGCACUGACGCUCCAUCCACCUGCACCCGCAAGAAAUCACUUCAAUUCGACGUUUCCGCCCAUUAAUCCAUUUUGUUUUUCACUCCUCUAUCUUUUCAAACUGCAAAAAAGAAAUUUUUUAUAUAUUAUUAUCAAGCCGAAAAAAGAAAUUACCCACGCAACCUAUUUAGAAAUUAUCGGCAAGCUAUCGCGACCCGAUUCCAACCCAAACAUGACCACCACCACCAAUCCAGACACAAUGACAAUUCAAAACACACUAGCUGCGCUGCUCGGGAAUCCUCAUCUUGGGCUGCAAGGUUCGGUACUCGAUGAUUGGCUCGCGGACGAGCUAUCCAAAUCUGGCAUUUUACAAAACUUUCACCUACCACAAUCGCCUCCUCUUACGAUUUCCUCGCCAUUGGAAGAGAAACCAAACCCUGUCUCGACGCCGUCCACGGCCAGCCGGUCUUCCCCCUCCGCCGAAGCUUUGCCCUUUUUACUAUUCCCUGAAAUUCAAGACACCAAGCCUUUGUCUCGGCGGUAUCCCACCCUUGCUGCCCGGCCAGUGCCCAUCAUGCCCAAAACCACGGCGGACGAAACUAAGGUCGCCAUCCCUAUUGCCCCUAAACCGGCAUGUGCAGUCGGCAAGCGGAAACCCGAGGAUAAAGAAGAAAAUGAUAUUGCACUGAAACGAAAAAAGAAUACUGACGCCGCGCGUCGAUCAAGACUGAAAAAGCUGAUCAAAAUGCAAUCGCUGGAACAACGGGUGGCGGAACUGGAAGGGGAAAACUCCCAACUGACAACGCGGGUCGCUGUUCUAGAAUCCGAGAAAUCGGGCCUUGAAUCCAAAGAUAACGGCUUGACCGAACGCAUUCGCAAUCUCGAAACCCAGUUAGCCGAAGCCCACAAAGCCUUGACAUCAAGACAAACAUAGAAUUCUCCCUCCCCCCCUUCCGCCUUGUAUUUUUUUCUUCCUAUAAGCAAGCCUUUUGUAUCCAUUCAAUUCUUUCUUCUAUUUUUUUUCUUCCAUUUCCAAAAAAAAAUUCUUAUACAAUAUUAUUUCAUGUCAGCAGCAUAUAAAGUCAAUAAAUAAAAAUGCAGGCUAAAGAUGUAGACAUCCAAUCAA